Molecule: messenger RNA, 889 nt
Organism: Dermacentor andersoni
Lineage: Eukaryota; Metazoa; Arthropoda; Arachnida; Ixodida; Ixodidae
Molecular function (GO): sequence-specific DNA binding
Source: RefSeq, a predicted model, not a curated record
CAUAUAAUUUUUGUUUUGCGACAGCCGCGCCGCGUUUGUCCGUACGCAUGUGCUUUCGCGGCGCUGCCAACGCAGAUUUUUAACGCAGCAGCACAGCCUUUUUAAUGUUUUAAUGAUGGUGGAGUGCUGUUUGACUUCGUGUGAGCAGCGGGGGCGUGUGGACGGCUACGGGAACAAGGUGUCUUAUCAUGCACUGCCCAGGAACUCCCGCCAUCGGAAGUUGUGGCUGGCUGCGCUGGGGCAGAAGCAGCCUUCAAACUGGACCAAAGUACGAAUUUGCUCGAGGCAUUUCAGAGACCAGGACUUUGUGCCGACUGUACAGCAUGGCCGCAGGCUCCUCCCAACAGCAGUUCCCCAGGUGUGCCUUCACAACGAGCAUGAUGGUGCCGUUAAGUGGUACCUUGGUGAGACGGCAUCACCCAGCUCUGGUCGGGAGGUGGCAGAGCCGAAAGGUGAAGUUGAGGAGCUUCGCCGCAAGGACGAGGAGAUUGCACGCCUGAAAGACCAGCUGCAGGCUUCGGACAUGAUCAUUGAGAACCUGCAGCAGCAGAUCUGCCGACUAGAGCACAAGUGUUUUGAACUCGAGGUGACAUCCAAGAAGUUCUGCCUCGAGACGCUCAAGACACUGGAGAAGUGGUGUGAGCUUGUCUAGUCACUGACUGCUGUGCCGCUCUUUUAUUCUUCCAAAAACUUUACAGUUACGUGAUGUGUGAGUGUGGUAGACUGUACAAACGUGGUGCAAAGUUCAGUGCCUUCAUCGCUACCUCUGUCAGCACGGGACUUAGUUUUGCUGCAUACAGUACCCCUGAGUGAUUGCACAGAUGAAGCACAUACUCAGGAUCUUUCAUUGUUACAGAUCUUUAUAACAAUAAAAUGUGUUCCCAUUUUC